CAAAGACUUGGGCAGGGGGCCCAAAGUUCUGCUGUUGGAAACCACCACGACCUGCGCAUCACCACCAUUGUUAGCCCAUUUUGGCGCAGGGAAAUUGUUGUGCGCGGACGGAGACUUCUCAUUUACCUCCGCCUCUUCCUCCAAACGAUCCUCUUCCUCUAUCACCACCUCGAAACCCACCACGACCGCGCGAAUCGCCUCGGAACGACAUUGUUGCGGGUUCGGGACGAAAAGGGUGUUUUGUUGGCUUUUGCAAGACCAACUGUUCGCAGAAAGGACUUGGAGACAAAAAUUAUUUCAUUCGCUGCUACCUUCGAUGUUCCGAGCUGCGUUUCGCGGGCAGAAUUUCGGAAAACACGUGAUCGACACUUCAAAUCGACACCGUACCCACACCGGGACGGCCACAUUACUACAGUUCCACCACAAUUAUUGCACGACCCUGCCCCGAUCCUUUAUCAUGAGCCAUCAGAAGAAAGUCAGCUUGAAUCCGCAUGAUCUCUGGGGCGUAUUGAAAGGCGCAAGUAUGACGGAAAACGGUACAGCGGGAGGCCCAACUGAGUCAUCGGCACCCGCCCCUGAAUCUCAGACCUCAAAAAGACCAACUAGCCCAACUUCAAGCAAAAAGAUCCCCAAUAGACCCAAAAACAUGUCUACAAAGGCCGCUCCUGAGGGUGCUGCCAAAUCCCAAGCCCCAGCAUCCUUACCUGACUUCAUCGUCGAACGCAACAAACUGUUCGAUGAGCUCAAGAAAAAGCACGAUGAGGAACUCGCCCGUAAGGAGAAAUCCCCCAUCCAGAUCAAACUGGUCGCGGCUCCGGGUCAAGAAACCACAAUCGAGGGCAAAGCUUGGGAAACUACUCCCGGCCAACUACUAAAGAAUGUCCCCAAAGAGCGCGCUGGGCAGAUUGUGGUGGCCAAGGUUGACGACAAGCUGUGGGAUCUCGACCGACCGCUUGAAAAGGACAGCAAAGUGUCUUAUCUCACCUUCGACGACCCAGAAGGCCGAGACGUGUUCUGGCACUCGUCGGCUCACGUCCUAGGCGAAUGUGCCGAGCACGAGUACGGAUGUCGACUGUCUCACGGUCCCCCGACAGCAAUGGGCUUCUUCUACGACAUGGCGCUUGAACCAGGUCGGUCUGUCCGCGAGGCGGAAUGGCCAUCGCUCGAGAACCGGGCCAAGAAAUUCGCCAAGGAAAAGCAGGCCUUCGAACGGCUCGAGGUGUCCAAGGACGACCUGCGCAAGAUGUUCGGCUACAGCAAAUACAAGAUGCACUACAUUGAGAAGUUCAUCCCGGACGGCGAGUCAUCAACAGUGUACCGCAACGGCACGCUGGUGGAUCUGUGCCAGGGCCCGCACAUCCAGAACACGCGGAAAAUCGAGUCGUUCAAGAUCAUGAAGAACAGCUCGGCGUAUUUCCUGGGCGACCAGAACAACGACUCUCUGCAGCGGAUCCACGGCGUGGCAUUCCCGAGCAAACAGCAACUAAAAGAAUGGGAGCAUUUCCUCGAGGAAGCCAAGAAGCGCGACCACCAAGUCAUCGGGCAACAGCAGAAGCUGUUCAUGUUCAACAAACUGUCGCCGGGGUCGCCCUUUUUGUUGCCGCACGGCACCCGGAUCUUCAACGCCCUUCAACAGAUGCUGCGUGAGCAGUACUGGGAACGUGGGUACCAAGAGGUGCAGACGCCCAACAUGUACGAUGUCGAGCUGUGGAAGACCUCAGGCCACUGGCAGCACUACCAAGACGACAUGUUCCGAGUGGUGGUCAAGGACGAUGUAGCGGAGCCGAUGCCACUAGCGGACCAAAAGCCCGAUGGCAAGCCCGUGGCCGAUCUAAAAGAAAAGGACAAGGACAAGGGUGUCUUUGCCCUGAAGCCCAUGAAUUGUCCUGGCCACUGCAUCAUGUUCCGUGACGAGGAGCGCUCGUACCGCGAACUGCCAUGGCGAGUGGCCGAUUUUGGCGUGCUGCACCGCAAUGAAGCCUCCGGUGCGUUGUCGGGCUUGACCCGUGUGCGCAAGUUCCAGCAGGACGACACGCAUAUUUUCUGCACCAACGAACAAGUCCAGAGCGAGAUUGAGGGCCUGUUCGACUUCAUGCAACACGUCUACGGUCUGUUCGGUUUCCCCUUCAAAUUCAAGCUGUCCACCCGCCCCGAGGGUUACAUGGGCACGCUUGCCGAAUGGGACGCGGCCGAAGAGCGACUGAAGCAGGCGCUCCAAAACUUCCGCGGCGAUGACUGGGAGCUCAACGAAGGCGACGGCGCCUUCUACGGGCCCAAGAUCGACAUUACCAUCUCCGACGCCCUCAAGCGCGAGUACCAGUGCGCCACCAUCCAGCUCGACUUCCAGGGCCCGCAGAACUUUAAGCUCGAGUACCGCACCGGCGAGAGCACCGAGGCCGUAGCAGCCUCCGCUGCUGCUGCCGAGGACAAGGAGAAGCAGCAGGAGCGCGAUGCAAAGGGUCUCGCUCCCGGCAUGGCUCGUCCCGUCAUGAUCCACCGCGCCAUCAUCGGCUCCUUUGAACGCUUCAUUGCCAUCCUGUGCGAGCAUUUCGGUGGCAAAUGGCCUUUCUGGCUGUCUCCGCGACAGAUCCUCGUGAUUCCCGUCAUGAAGGCCGCCGAGGACUAUGUCCGUGAGAUCCAGGCCAUCUUCCACAAGGCCAGAAUGUACGUCGACAUCGACGUCAGUGGCAAUACUUUGCAGAAGAAGAUUCGGUCUGGCCAGUUGGCCCAAUACAAUUUCAUUUUUGUCGUUGGCGCCAAAGAACAGGAAUCCCGUACCGUCAACAUCCGCAACCGUGACGACCCGGCCACCCAGAAGAUGGGCGAACUCAUUCCCCUCGAGAAGGCGUUGGAGCGACUCGUCAGGUUGCGCGACGAGAGGAGGUUGGAGAACAAGAUCGAUAUGACCCACUAGAGAGCCAAUCCAAUCUGCGUCAAAUGUAUUGGGGGUUGGGGAUUGCACCGUCAGUAUCAGGGCUGGUUUCAUGACCGCGUCCAAUCCAGCCAGCCAGUCAAAUCUGGUCGGAUUGUUUCAUCGUUCGUGCUUUUCGGGGAUUUUCUUUCCUCUUUCCGCUCGUGGUGGGUGUUGAGCCUGGAUGUCAAGACGUGUUGUCACCGUGAAGCAUAUAAAGGGUACUGUCCAGACUUGACCCAACAUGGGGAAUGGACAAGUUAAACGGGAACAAAACGACGUAGAAAAAGAUGGGUGCAAUCUACACGUCUAGUGGUGUUGAAAAGAAGCCAAAAUGGCUGUGUUCUACGUAGGUUACACACUGUUCAGGCCGAGUUCCUUCUCAUACGUCAAUGGGAAAUACGCUCUGUAGCUAUAGAAGUUCUACAACUAUUUGCAUCAACGAAGAAUAUCGAUGAAGCCAUGGAUCGAGACGAGGAAAUCAAAGUUCAUCCAAAAUUCAAAGACGCACAA
Molecule: messenger RNA, 3424 nt
Organism: Exophiala dermatitidis NIH/UT8656
Lineage: Eukaryota; Fungi; Ascomycota; Eurotiomycetes; Chaetothyriales; Herpotrichiellaceae
Product: threonyl-tRNA synthetase
Exons: 2
Coding region: 317-2914 (865 amino acids)
Biological process (GO): threonyl-tRNA aminoacylation
Cellular component (GO): cytoplasm
Molecular function (GO): ATP binding; threonine-tRNA ligase activity
Source: RefSeq, a predicted model, not a curated record